Gracilinanus agilis (Agile Gracile Mouse Opossum) is the source of this 2700-nucleotide messenger RNA. RefSeq names its product endoplasmic reticulum metallopeptidase 1 (gene ERMP1). The record is from RefSeq and is a predicted model, not a curated record. Gene Ontology annotation, biological process: proteolysis. The transcript has 15 exons. Gene Ontology annotation, molecular function: metalloexopeptidase activity. Lineage: Eukaryota; Metazoa; Chordata; Mammalia; Didelphimorphia; Didelphidae. Bases 1 to 2700 code for a protein of 899 amino acids.
AUGGACUGGGGCUCGCAGUCGGCAGCCGUGAGGCGGCUCCGUGUCAGUGGGGAACGCCGGGGGAACUCGGUUGCCCCGGGGCAGAAGGAGCCGGAGGCCUCGGAGCAGGGGCCGCUCCUCGGGACGAGCGCCCACGACUGGACGCGAAGGCGGAGCAGCGGUGACGGCCGGGUCGCGGAGUCCGGGGUGUCGGAGGCGCGCGCCGCGCUCGCGCUCCUGUUCUACCUGCUCGGGCUCCGGCUGCUCGUGCAGCUUUCCCUGCGGCAGCUCGUGCUGCCUGCCGUCUCGGGGCCCCGCCCGGAGUUCAGCGCGCUCCGAGCCCGGAAUUACCUUGAACAUAUAACUUCCAUUGGUCCCAGAACUACAGGAAGCCUAGAAAAUGAAGUUCUCACAGUUAACUACCUCUUGGAACAGAUUAAAUUGAUCAGAGCUGAAAGCAACAGCAUUCACAAGAUUUCAGUAGAUGUGCAACAUCCAACAGGCUCCUUCAGCAUUGACUUCUUAGGAGGAUUUACUAGCUACUAUGAUAACAUAACCAAUGUGGUAGUAAAGCUGGAACCUAGAAAUGGAGCACAGCAUGCAGUACUAUCCAAUUGUCAUUUUGACUCAGUUGCAAAUUCUCCAGGUGCCAGUGAUGAUGCAGUUAGCUGUUCAGUGAUGCUUGAAAUCUUACGAGUCAUGUCAACAUCAUCAGAAGCUUUACAACAUGCUGUCAUAUUUCUCUUUAAUGGCGCUGAAGAAAAUGUCUUACAAGCCAGCCAUGGCUUCAUUACUCAGCACCCCUGGGCUAACUUGAUUCGUGCAUUUAUUAACCUGGAAGCAGCAGGUGUUGGCGGAAAAGAGCUUGUAUUCCAAACUGGUCCUGAAAAUCCUUGGUUAGUCCAAGCAUAUGUUUUGUCAGCAAAGCACCCUUUUGCCUCAGUGGUAGCUCAGGAGGUUUUUCAGAGUGGAAUUAUUCCUUCAGAUACAGAUUUCCGUAUCUACAGGGAUUUUGGUAGCAUUCCAGGAAUAGACUUGGCUUUUAUUGAGAAUGGCUACAUUUAUCAUACCAGGUAUGAUACACCAGACAGAAUUCUCACCGAUUCUAUUCAAAGAGCAGGUGACAACAUUUUAGCUGUGCUUAAAUAUUUAGCUACGUCUGAUAGGCUGGCUUCUUCCUUUGAGUACCGACAUGGAAACAUGGUCUUUUUUGAUGUGCUUGGCUUGUUUGUCAUAGCCUAUCCAGCUCGUGUUGGCUCAAUAAUUAACUACAUGGUGGUAGUAGUUGUUAUCCUAUACUUGGGCAAAAAAUUCUUGAAGCCCAAACAGAAAGCUACUAACUACACAAAGGAUUUCUUCUGUGGACUUGGCAUCACAUUGAUAAGUUGGUUUACCAGCUUAGUUACUGUUCUUAUUAUAGCCCUGUUCAUUUCUUUGAUUGGACAGUCUCUUUCAUGGUAUAACCACUUUUAUGUCUCCGUCUGUCUAUAUGGGACUGCAGCUGUGGCUAAGAUAACACUUGUGCACACACUUGCAAAAAGAUUCUACUAUGUGCAUACAAAUGAACAAUACCUGGGAGAGGUAUUUUUUGACAUCUCAGUGUUCGUGCAUUGUAGUUCUCUUCUUCUGCUCACUUCCCAAGGACUGUGUUCUGCAUUUCUUAGUGCUAUCUGGGUGGUGUUUCCAUUGCUCACAAAGCUGCUUGUCAAUAAGGAGUUCAAGCAAAAUGGUGCCAAAGGAAGAUUUAUCAUGAUUUACCUUCUGGGCAUGUUUAUUCCAUAUCUCUAUGCACUGUACCUCAUUUGGGCAGUGUUUGAAAUGUUUACACCCAUCUUGGGAAGAAGUGGUUCAGAAAUCCCACCUGAUGUUGUGUUGGCUUCCAUUUUGGCUCUCUGUGCAAUGAUUUUGUCUUCCUAUUUUAUUAACUUCAUCUACCUUGCCAAAAACACAAAGGUGACGAUAUUAGUUUUGGCUUCAGUGUGUGCAGUUACAUUCCUUCUUGUUUGCAGUGGUAUCUUCUUUCCAUAUAGUGCUGAUCCUGCUAAUCCAAAGCCUAAAAGAGUCUUUCUUCAGCAUUUAACUAGAACAUUUCAUGGCUUGGAUGGAAAUGUAGUGAAAAGAGACUCUGGAAUAUGGAUUAAUGGAUUUGAUUACACUGGAAUGUCUCACAUCACUCCCCACAUUCCUGAGAUCAAUGACACUAUCAGAGCCCCUUGUGAGGAGGCAGCUCCCCUCUGUGGUUUCCCUUGGUACCUUCCAGUGCAUUUUUUAAUCAGGAAAAACUGGUAUCUUCCUGCACCAGAAGUUUCUCCCAGAAACCCUGCUCACUUCAGACUUAUAUCGAAAGAACAAACACCUUGGGACUCUAUGAAAUUAACCUUUGAAGUAACAGGUCCUAGUCACAUGUCAUUCUAUGUCCGAACACAUGAUGGGUCAACACUUUCCCAAUGGUCUCUUGGCAAUGGCACACCAGUUACCAGUAAAGGAGGAGAUUAUUUUGUAUUUUACUCUCAUGGACUACAGGCUUCUCCCUGGCAAUUCUGGAUAGAUGUGCAGGUCUCAGAAGAACAUCCUGAGGGAAUGGUCACUGUGGCCAUCGCUGCCCAUUACUUUUCUGGAGAGGACAAGAGGUCUCCCCAGCUGGAUGCCUUGAAGGACAGGUUCCCAGACUGGACGUUUCCUUCCGGUUGGGUUUGCACCUAUGAGCUCUAUGUAUUUUAA